Molecule: messenger RNA, 1733 nt
Organism: Scomber japonicus (chub mackerel)
Lineage: Eukaryota; Metazoa; Chordata; Actinopteri; Scombriformes; Scombridae
Gene: wdr41
Product: WD repeat domain 41
Exons: 14
Coding region: 203-1549 (448 amino acids)
Biological process (GO): regulation of autophagy
Cellular component (GO): lysosomal membrane
Molecular function (GO): protein binding
Source: RefSeq, a predicted model, not a curated record
UCGCCUUUUCUUUUUAAUCAUGUAACAUACAUAUAUAUAAAGCCUAUAACAUUAACGUAAUAUCUGUCAGCUUUGGCAACACUAUCGUAACAUAAAAAACGACGCUUUAUAUCAAACUGUGUCGAUUAAUGAGGACGAAAAACACGAGAAAAAGCGAAACCUGACUGCUGAAGAUAGACGCUAUUAAAACGAGGAAGAAGUCAUGCUGCGGUGGAUACUUGGUGGACGGGAGGCUCAAGGCUCUGUGGAGAAAAGCUCCGUGUUGUGCAUUGGAGAGGAACAGCCCAAAAACUGGUUCACUGAGCUGCAGGUGCUGAAAGGACAUUUUGACAUUGUUCGAUUUCUGGUGCAGAUUGAUGACUUCAGAUGUGCCUCAGCGGGGGAUGAUGGCCUUGUUUUGGUGUGGAACGUCGAGACUGGCGAGAGGCUGCAGGAGCUGAGAGGCCAUUCCCAGCAAAUAACAGCCAUAACCACCUUCACCUGUAGUAAUGGACUCAUGUCGCACACUUCGCUCAUCACCGCCUCCUCAGACCGAAGUCUAAGUUUGUGGGAUCCUGAUACAGGAAACAGGGUUCAGACUAUUUCAGAUCUUCAGUCGUCUGUAAAGUGUUUGCUGGUGCUGGAGCGGCUGUGUGUGUUGGUCUCCGGUGGGGAGGAACUGUGCGUGUGGAACAAAGAUUUUCAGCUGCAGUGUCACAGGCAGAACCACAGCGACACCGGAAUUACUGCCUUGAUAGAGCUUCCCAAGAACUGUGUAGCAGCAGCGAUGGAUAAAGAGAUCGUGAUCUACAGGCUGACGGUCUCAACUGAUUCCUCUAUAUCAGUGGCUGAGAUCCGCUGUCUGUCCGACCACCAGGACCAGAUUCGAGCUCUUAUCAAUGUCAACGACGGGCUCUUCGCCAGCGGUUCCCACAUGGGCGAGUUGAUUCUGUGGGAUGCGAUCGAGUGGAACAUCCUGGCCUAUGAGCACAUCCUGUGGGAGGAGUCUCAGUCCCAGGCCGAAAUACGAAUGGGCGCUCCCAAACCCAGCGAGAUGUCCAUUCAGCACCUGACCACCAACGGAAAGCUCAUCCUGGCAGCUGUGGGCAGCGGUCUGUACGUGUACAGCGUCCUGACGAAGACGGUGGUGGCGUACAGGAAGGUCGCCCAUGACUCCAACAUCUUACACACCAUGCUGCUAUCUGACAGUGAGCUGAUGUCCUGCUCUGAGGACGGCAGCGUGAGGAUGUGGGAGAUACAAGACCUGCCUUUACCUGCUGAACCAGCCACUCCAGGGUUCUUUGGGAUGUGGAGUUUUGGUCGCUCCAGUAAACAGGCUGGACCUCCGUCAAAGAAGAUCAUAGACGUCCCAAAUAUUCGGACGCUGGAGUUGACGGGAGAUCUGAUCGGUCACUCAGGAGCAGUCCAGAUGUUUGUCAGCUUCAACGAGAACGGGCUGGUGACGUGUUCGACGGAUCACCUGCUGAUCCUGUGGAAGAACGGAGAGAGGCAGUCUCACCUGCGCAGCCUGGUGCUUUUCCAAAAACUGGAGGAGAACGGAGGACUUUGACCUUUAACCUUUUGAGACACUGCCUUCAGAAAAGAGAAGUUUACUGUUGUUGUUGUUGAUGAUUUGAAUGUUUGGUACAAAUCUUGUGAAUUUACUGUGAUGAUUGUUGUUGUUUUUGCCUUAUGAAUUAUGUAAAGAAGUAUUUAAUUUUUAUCUUUUAAACCUAGUAAAUACCUCACCUCAG